Durio zibethinus is the source of this 1321-nucleotide messenger RNA. RefSeq lists its product as uncharacterized. The record is from RefSeq and is a predicted model, not a curated record. NCBI's taxonomy places the organism in Eukaryota, Viridiplantae, Streptophyta, Magnoliopsida, Malvales, Malvaceae.
UAAAAAAAUAUUGUUUUAUCCCGAAAGCAGAAAACCCACCAGCAAAGGAAGAGAGCAAGCAAGCACUAGUCAACAGCGUUGAAACUCUCCCUUCACUAACAACUUCUUUCUUUUUUGUAUAAAUCUUCUCAAAUCUACCUUCCUCUCUCAAACUUCCUCUUUUAUUUUUUCCACGUUUAAGUGUUUUUUUCUUCUUUGUUCGUACAAUGCCACAGGGCAAUUUAGAAACCCUUGUUUCUGCCUGCGCCGGCGUUUCUUGCGACAACAAAAUUGUCUGCGAGACUUUAGCAACCACCGAUGGCGACCCCGACGACCACCUCCACACGGCGGAGAAACCUGUUGAAGAAGAUAUCCCGCCGGAAUCGUUUUGGUUAUCCAAAGGCGCCGAGCUCGACUGGUUCCAUCGCAACGCGUUUUACGAACGUAAAGAAUCGCAGAAAGGAAACUCAGUUUCUAACUCCACAAAUCUUAAUCCUAGUCUUAACUCAAACUCCAAUUCUCAACGCUUUUCGUUGAGAAAAUCUAAAGCUUCCAUAAUCGGAUUACCGAAGCCGCAGAAAUCUUGCUUUGUUGAUACGAAGAACAGGAAGAAUACUAAGUCUGGAAACACUAGAUUGUUUCCUAAACGGUCUAGCUCGGUUAAAUCGGAUCCGCCAGUUGUUGAACCGUCUUCGCCUAAGGUUUCUUGUAUGGGAAGAGUGAGAUCGAAGCGAGAUCGGAGUCGCAGACUAAAAAAGAACAGCCAACAAUCAGCCGAAAUCGUAACAGUUAAAGGGAAGACGAUGAGAAAAGGAAGCGGUUUCUUUUCGAGUUUUCGUGCUAUUUUUCGGUCCAUUGGUAAAGCACGUGAACAACACGCUCUUCCAGUAGCGCCGUCGCCGCCAAGGAACAGCGACAUUAGGUCUCGUUUGCCGCCAGAUGAUCGUGAUGCAAUAUCGAUAGAGCCUGAAAUUGCGGGGAGUGAACCGGUUGGUGAACCUGUCAGUCUAGGUGGAAUGAAGCGGUUCGCGUCUGGUAGGAGAUCGGAGGCGUUAAUCUGAGCCGUGUGGGAAAAGGCCUUCUUAGUGGUGGGCCAAGGCUAAGGCGUGGGUUGGUCUGCGGUCGUGGUUGGGUAACUUGCGGCUCCCGCCUAGUGUUUAAAAUUUCCUUCGUGGUGAUGUGGCAUGAUGAUUUACGGUCGGUUUGGGAAGGUAAAAAGGGCACAAUUUCCCUAUUUCCACUUCUUUUUUGUCCUCUCUCUGUUUGUCAUUUUGAUUUGGUUUUACUUGAUUAGCGUUUGUAGAUACGAGUAAUUUUGGAUUACACAGCUGUAAAUUUUGUU